UGGUGAAAACUUAAUUUGAUUGAGUCUUUCUGCUUUGAGCUUUGAUUUUCUUCUCAUGAGCCAUGAUACCCGUUCCUCUGGUGGUGUGUGUGAUGGGAGGCUGGUGCGUUAUCUAUCUCACCGACACACUCCUCAAGUCGUCCAUGACACACCGGAUCAGCUACGAGUCAUGGUUGGCGAGUCGGGGACUGAUGCUGUCCCCUUUCCACUUGAGAUGGCAGACCACCAUGUUCAACCGACUGUUUGCGUACUGUGCUCGCAUCAACCCCCAUGUCCUCUACCUGUGGUUCAGCAGCGGUCUGGUGUUUGGUGUAGUAGCCAUGGUGGGCUCAGUGGUGCUCCUGAUCAGAACGCUGCAGCAGACGCUGGCUCAGAUGACCACAGAUAAUCCACGGAUAGCCGGUCAGCAGGCCUUGCAGGUGGUGGUCCCUGGUGUCAAUCUGCCAACCAGUCAGCUUGGCUACUUCUUCAUUGCCCUGCUGCUCAGUGGUGUAAUACAUGAGUUGGGCCAUGCCGUGGCAGCUUUGAGGGAGCAGGUGCGAGUGAACGGCUUCGGGAUGUUCGUGUUUGUAGUGUACCCCGGGGCGUUCGUUGAUCUCUUCACCACCCACCUCAACCUCAUAUCACCCACUCAGCAGCUUCGCAUCUUCUGUGCUGGAGUAUGGCACAACUUCGUUCUGUGUGUGGUAGCUUUGGCUUUCCUCUUCCUGUUGCCGCUCUUGCUGUUUCCCAUGUACGGUACGGGUGCUGGGGCAUUCGUGACUGAAGUGGUACAGGGCUCGUCGGCUGAGGGCCCCAGGGGCCUGUCGGUGGGGGACAUCGUGACAGGACUGGAGGACUGCACGGUUAAAGGAGUAGAGGACUGGGCCAGCUGCCUGUUUCACCUCUCUCACACCCCACAGACUGGAUACUGUGUCCCUGCCUCCAGCCUGCAACCCAGCUGGGCCCAUGGACGAGCAUUUAAGCGUUUGGAUGGAACCAUGGACUGCUGCAGUAAUAACAGUCUGACAGACCUCUGCUUCUCCUAUACCAACCCACAGGACAAGAACAGCAGAGAGAAAGAAUAUGCCUGCAUGCCGGUGCGCAAGAUGGUGACGGGCACCCGAGCGUGUCGCAGUGAUGAGGACUGUCUCACACACUCCCACGCAGCCAGCGUGUGUGUCACCCCCUCUCUGGAGAACCAGACCCGUUUCAUUCGUGUUACACAUCCCCCAAACACACAAAUGCUGUUUGUUGGAUACCCUCCACACCUCCAGUAUGCUGUGAGCCUAACCAACUUUGUGCCGCGGUUUGGUUUCCUCCACCUGGACAUGCCUGUCUUCCUGGAGACCUUCUGCAAAUACAUUGUGUCUCUCUCCGGGGCAUUAGCCGUGGUCAACUCUGUCCCCUGCUUUGCCCUCGACGGUCAGUGGAUGCUCAACGCCCUGCUGGAGGCCACGCUGGUUACCGUGGUAACAGAUCGGCAGCGGCGCGAGCUGAUCGGCUUCUUCCUGCUACUGGGGGGAAGUGCCUUGCUGGCAGCCAACGUAGCACUUGGGCUGUGGAUGGUCACCGCACGGUAGCCGCGGCAACAAGGGGCCCUAGGAAUUGGCGCCACAGCAACGGGGAUGGUAGAGGUUGAAAAAAACAACCAAGACUCUAAAUUUGAGGGUAUCUUGCCCCUUCCAGACUGAACACAGACUUUGAACACACAUGAGGAAAAGACUACAUUACCCAGCAGUGCUUCCUAAUUGCAUAAGGCAUGCUGGGAAUUUUAAAAUGUCAGUGUCUUUGGGCUUCCAGUGGACCGGCAAGAACAUAGUCAAAUUAGUUCUCCUUCCACACACACACACACACACACACACACACACACACACACACACACACACACACACACACACACACACACACACACACACACACAUACCAAGUAUUUGCUCAUAGGCACUAAAACAAGUGACUGUUUACAAUAACCGCACAAUCUGUUAUAGUGUGUGUGUGUGUGUGUGUGUGUGUUUGAGAGACAGCCGUCUAGUUCUAUGUGUGAAUAGAAUAAUGUAAAUGUUUCAUUCUAAAAUGCUGCACAUCAGUGCUGGAAAGAUAUUGCGUCCCAAAAUGAUUUGAUCCUCAAAGCCAUCAUUAAUCUGUAAGGUGAGGCCUUUUAGUGAAACAAAACUUCAACAGCAACCAGUCAUUAACUUGAAUGCCAGCAGUCAGUUGGCAACUCCUGACUUAUAUUUUUUUCUUUUGUUCGUAAAUCGUCAUGUUGGGAUAAAGCUGAUUUGUUUUGU
Lampris incognitus (smalleye Pacific opah) is the source of this 2270-nucleotide messenger RNA. It is a transcript of the gene mbtps2, whose product is annotated as membrane-bound transcription factor peptidase, site 2. The coding region runs from base 63 to 1562 and encodes 499 amino acids. Gene Ontology annotation, biological process: regulation of response to endoplasmic reticulum stress; membrane protein intracellular domain proteolysis. The record is from RefSeq and is a predicted model, not a curated record. Gene Ontology annotation, molecular function: protein binding; metalloendopeptidase activity. Lineage: Eukaryota; Metazoa; Chordata; Actinopteri; Lampriformes; Lampridae. Gene Ontology annotation, cellular component: cytoplasm; membrane. The transcript is spliced from 11 exons.